This is a messenger RNA of Cryptococcus wingfieldii CBS 7118, 975 nucleotides long. RefSeq lists its product as hypothetical. The transcript is spliced from 3 exons. Bases 1 to 975 code for a protein of 324 amino acids. The record is from RefSeq and is a predicted model, not a curated record. NCBI's taxonomy places the organism in Eukaryota, Fungi, Basidiomycota, Tremellomycetes, Tremellales, Cryptococcaceae.
AUGUCCAUCUCCCUCCCCAACGGCACGCUCCUCGCCGCCCCCUCCUCACACCAGGUACAGCUCUCCGCAGCCGUCACCCGCAUCCUCCAUCUCGCACGCUUCUCCCCAGAGCUCAAGACCCGCGACCUCCAGCUCAUGUUCAAAGACUGGGAGAGCGACAGAGGGGGCUACAGAAUCAAGUGGCUCGACGACACCAACGCCUUGAUCGUCUUUGCCGAUGCCAACGUCGCCAAACGCGCAUACCUCUCCUUCCUCCUCCGCCCGCCUUCUGCCUUCUCGGGCCUCAUCCGCCCCUACGACCGCCCCGACGCAGCCGCCAUCAUCCAAUCCCUCGCCGCCCGCUCCCUCGGCCACCGCUCCGGCAUGUCCUCCGUUGCCCACACGUCGGGCCAACCCCCCAUCUCUGGUCCUCCCGCCCCCUUCCCGUUCCCCGCCAACAACGACCCUGCUGCGCCCCAGGUGCAUAGCCGCGCUAUGAGCGUCACCAACGCGCACCACCAUUCUAAAUCAGGCUCCAUCUCGGGUUUGCCUGGGGGUGCUGGUGCGCCGGCUGGUGCGCCGGGAGGCGUGGCGGGUGCGCCGAGGAGAGCAGGACAUGGUCGUUCAGGAUCGGCGUCUUCGUCGUGGGGACGCAAUGCCCUCCCUGGUGCGCUCAGCGGCUUGACCAGCGGACUCGGGUCUCUCGGAGGCCUCGGAGGUAGCGCAGGGCUUGCAGGCGGCGCGCUCUCCUUCCCCAACGCUUCUUCCAAACCCACCCUCCCCACACACGAUGAAUCAUCCGGCGGGCCACCUUCCCGCUCUGCGAGCACCUCGAGCGGCGAAGCCGUCUUACUCGUCGACCCGAGUGCGCGAACCGGGAUGAGGACAGCUUCGGCUACUGGGAGUGUGGAGGGUGCAAAUAGGCCGAGGAGGGAUAGUGUCAGCGCGGACAAGGCGUUGAGGGAGGUGCAGAAGGCGUUGGCGUCUACGAGCUGA